Musa acuminata AAA Group (dessert banana) is the source of this 1641-nucleotide messenger RNA. RefSeq lists its product as uncharacterized. The record is from RefSeq and is a predicted model, not a curated record. Gene Ontology annotation, cellular component: cytoplasm; nucleus. Gene Ontology annotation, molecular function: calmodulin binding; ATP binding; calcium/calmodulin-dependent protein kinase activity. The transcript has 5 exons. Lineage: Eukaryota; Viridiplantae; Streptophyta; Magnoliopsida; Zingiberales; Musaceae. Gene Ontology annotation, biological process: peptidyl-serine phosphorylation; intracellular signal transduction; protein autophosphorylation. Bases 1 to 1407 code for a protein of 468 amino acids.
AUGGUUGUUUGGCCCCGGCCACAAGUCUUUCAGAUUUGCAGUCACUGCCAUGAGAAUAACAUCCACUGGGAAGGAUUGAUUUCAGCAAGAAGACAUGGUUACAGCAUCAAGCUUGAAAUUGAGGUCAUGGCUUGGCUUUCUGGCCACCCAAAUGUUGUCGACCUGAAGGCUGUAUAUGAGGAUAAUGACUAUGUGCACAUAGUGAUGGAGCUCUGUGCUGGAGGGGAGCUCUUCGAUCGCCUCGAGAAGCAUGGCUGCUUCCCUGAAUGUGAGGCUGCCGUCCUGUUCCGGCAUCUCAUGGAAGUCGUGGUGUUCUGCCAUGACAAGGAUGUUGUUCACAGGGACCUUAAGCCCGAGAAUAUUCUGAUGGCUACCAAGUCUUCAUCUUCACCAAUUAAACUGGCAGACUUUGGGUUAGCUACUUAUAUUAAGCCAGGGGAGAGCUUGUCUGGGACUGUUGGAAGUCCAUUUUACAUAGCACCGGAGGUAUUGACAGGGGGAUACAAUGAGGCAGCUGAUGUAUGGAGUGCAGGAGUGAUCCUUUAUAUUCUUCUUAGUGGGAUGCCGCCCUUUUGGGGGAAGACCAAGUCAAAGAUAUUUGAAUCAGUUAGAUCUGCUGAACUACGGUUUCCAUCUGAUCCAUGGAGAAGUGUUUCCGACUCUGCAAAGGAAUUAAUUAGAGGAAUGCUUUUCAGGGAUCCUGCUAAGAGACUCACAGCUAAACAAGUUAUAGACCAUUCCUGGAUAAAGGAGCACAUGCAGCAACAUGAAGUCCCAUGUGGGCAAUGCUGUGAAAUCAGCUUUACACUGGGAGAUCUGGGUAGCUGUUCAUUCUCGACCCCGCUUGUCUCUGCAAGUCGUGAUGUCAGCUUUAGUACUGGUUCUCUUGUUUCCUGCCAGACACUGGCAGAUCAUUCUUCCCCUGCAUUCACUUGUAGAUCAUCAUUUUCUUCAGUUAUUUUUGACACUCCUUGCCCCUCUACGAUCAGCUUCUCUUUCCAGAGCAGUUGUGAGUCUGACAACCACAGAUUCUCCUCACCAAUACCAGUGAUGCCAAGUUUUGCAUUCUUCACACCUGAGCAACAAAAAACAUUCAGUUUUACAAGUGAUGAAUCAAAGACCGACACAUCAAAGACAGACGCCAGCUGCAAGAAGCGCAUUAUGUCGCCCGACUCAGCUGCAUGCUUUGGUCGAGAUUUUAGCGAAUUGGAGCACAAGUGGCUUGAAGCUAGAAGGGUUCCUGUGACUGGUUCUAGAGGCAUUGGCAUCCACAGCAGAAGGAACCACACCAUUGGGCUCGGAGAGCUAGAGCAGCUUGACCUUGUGGUUUCGGAGUCGGUCAUACGUUGGGCAUCAUGCACACACCUCUCAGAUUCACCAUCUCUCAGGUCCUCCCUUGUCUGCUGACAUCCACAGACCUCAGAUUGAUGAAUCUGUCUGUGAUUAAUACUUCAUAUCAAGUUUGUCAGCCUAACUCGAGUGUCAGAUACUGAGCUGGCUGCCCUUGUUUAGAAAGUCCUUGAUUAGCUGACUUUCUUCUCUCGUUCAAAUUGUUUAGCAUACGGUAGAGCCCGUCAAUGUAUGUGUUUUGUGUUAUACAUGUAUUAGUAGUGAAUCACUAGUGUGGGACAAGCAUUUGGG